Messenger RNA from Durio zibethinus, 819 nucleotides. RefSeq names its product small nuclear ribonucleoprotein SmD3b-like. Lineage: Eukaryota; Viridiplantae; Streptophyta; Magnoliopsida; Malvales; Malvaceae. Gene Ontology annotation, molecular function: RNA binding. Gene Ontology annotation, biological process: spliceosomal snRNP assembly; RNA processing. Gene Ontology annotation, cellular component: spliceosomal complex. The record is from RefSeq and is a predicted model, not a curated record.
UUGUCCUCACUAUAUCUCAGAAUUACAAAUAUACCCUAAUAAUUCGAGUAGAUAUCGGGCAAAUUAUUUGUUCUAACGCUAGGGUUUUGCGAUUUCUACGGAGGCAGAGCGGGCGAGCGAGAAAGAAUAGAGGGAAACAAUGAGCCGGAGCUUGGGCAUACCGGUGAAGCUACUACACGAGGCGUCGGGUCACGUGGUAACGGUGGAGCUCAAGAGCGGAGAGCUUUACAGAGGAAGCAUGGUCGAGUGCGAGGAUAACUGGAAUUGCCAGCUCGAGAAUAUCACCUUCACUGCCAAAGACGGAAAAGUAUCACAGCUUGAGCAUGUUUUCAUUCGAGGCAGUAAAGUCAGGUUUAUGGUCAUACCAGACAUGUUGAAGAAUGCUCCUAUGUUCAAGCGUCUGGAUGCUAAAAUCAAGGGUAAGAGCUCAUCUCUAGGAGUUGGCAGAGGUAGAGCUGUUGCAAUGCGAGCCAAAGCUCAAGCUGCUGGCCGAGGCACAGCAGCCGGUAGAGGUGUUGUGCCAUCUGUUCGUAGGUAACUUUGUCUUGUUAAGUGCUUUCUGAUCUCCUGUCAGGAGCAGCGUUCACCAUUGUAUGCCACCUUAGAAUUGGCUUGAGUUUAGUAACCAAACUUGUACUCCUCAUAUUUGAUGUAAAAGAAUCCACACUUUAUGAUGAGGAAAAAGAAAUUAGAUAGAGCUGAAGUUAUUUUUCCUGGAUCCAAAUGACUGUCAUUUUCUGUAUGAACGUAUUGAAUUGCCAAAAUGAUCUUAUUAUUUCUAAUGGCUUUUUAUUCACAAGGCACGGGUACUUUUGGGAA